AUGGAAAACGAAAAAUCCACGUCUAGUAAAAAAGAAUCCAAUUCAUAUCCUUCCAAUAAUGCAAGAACAAAAUUUUUUCCGAUCAGUGUAUUUGUUCUCGUUAUAUCUGUAAUGAUUUAUAGAGUUUUUACUUUUGGACCUUUUGCGCCAUUAUCAUGUCGAUUAUUAAGAAUAGGAUGUCUUAAUAUGACAGUGCAAGGAGAUGUAUCACCAGAAUUUAUUGAUGUAAAAAAAGCAUUCGUAAAAAUUUUUGAAAGUGGUGAAGAAGUUGGAUCAAGUCUUGUAGCAUAUUAUAAUGGUAAGCUAGUGGUGGAGUUAUAUGGUGGAUAUGCUGAUCUUGAGACAAAGCGUGAAUAUGAUAAGGAUACUUUGCAAAUUGUUUAUUCUUCCAGUAAAGUUAUGGUAUAUAUAUAUAUAGAUCGAGGACUUCUUAAUUAUAACGAAAAAAUAUCCAAAUAUUGGCCAGAAUUUGCUCAAGGUAAUAAAGAGAAUGUUACGCUUCUGGAUCUAGUAAAUCAUCGAGCUGGAGUAACCUAUCUUGAAACACAAUUGACAAAAUCCGAUUUAGAAGAUCUUGAUAAGUUAGCAAAAAUUCUCGCAGCUCAACCACAUAUAUUUGAUGGAGUUACUGCUCGCGCAUAUCAUGCGGCAACUCGUGGAUGGUAUUUAAAUGAAAUUGUUCGUAGAGUAGAUCCAAAACGUCGUACUAUGGGACAAAUUAUCUCUGAAGAAAUUAUGAAGCAAUAUGAUUUAGAAUUUUAUUUUUCAUUGCCAUCAAAUCUCGUGCCAAGAGUUUCAACGUUAUAUUAUGCACCUAUUACUGAAAAUAUUAGCCGUAUGCGUCUUAUUUUAUUAGAUUGGUUGUAUAAGAAGAGAUCGGAAUCUUUUAUUAUAAAUAAAAAAUCUAUAAAACAAAAAGAUUUGAUGAUGAAAGCUUUUAAUAAUACAAUUCCUGGUCUUCCUCAUAUUCUUGAACUUAAAGAAGUUACAAAGUUAGAAGCGAUCACCUUUGAAUGUCCAAGUGUUACUGGAUUUAGCAACGCAAAAUCAAUGGCCAAACUGGGAGCCAUUAUUACAAAUAAUGGACAACCUCUCAAUAAUGAUGGCAGUUCUAAUAAACCUCUUCUUUCAAAAAAUACAGUUGAUCUCAUUUCUACUAAAUUACCAGUAGCUUUGGAUCAUAUUAUUGGACUAAAUUUUACACCUGCAAUCGGUGGAUUUGCAUAUCUUAAACUUCCUGGUAUUGAAGAUGUAGAAUUCUUAGGAUGGGGAGGAUUUGGCGGAAGCAUGUUCAUAUGGAAUCGUGAACUAGGAAUCUCAAUUGGUUAUGCUAUGAAUGCCCUUAGGAUGAGUACAAUCGGGGAUAAAAGAGUUUGGGGUAUGUUGAAAGAAAUUGUGAAUGUUGUCAAGAAAUUAAAAAAAGAGCAAUCUGAAAAUUCAUCUUCAAAGAAGUAA
Dentiscutata erythropus is the source of this 1455-nucleotide messenger RNA. NCBI's taxonomy places the organism in Eukaryota, Fungi, Glomeromycota, Glomeromycetes, Diversisporales, Gigasporaceae. The record is from the annotation of a GenBank genome assembly.